UCCUUGUUUAUUCUCUUUCAAAGGAUUCCCAAGAGUAAGGUUUGUAUAUCCACCUAUUCAUUAUAUUUUCAGUCACCUUAACUAGACCUUCCUUGCUUUUGUACUCACUCUUGUCAGAUUGUUUAGUACUUUUACCAUGUCCAACUCCAAACAGCAUUCCCUACUUGACUUGUGCACCAACCUUCGUCUUAGCGUACCCCAGAAGAGAUGGCGUCGUGUCUUUUUUGUCAUCUGUUCUUCCCACAUCUUGGUCUCUCUCACCAAACAUGCUAUAACCAGGAAGAGGGAUCAAGUACUUGCUGCCUUCUCUCGCUCACCGUCUUACACUAUCCUUGACAUCCAAUCCAAUAUUGAUGUUGUCAGUUCAAGCUGCUUCAAUGCUGAUAAUAAUGCCCUCAUCGAAAUAUUAAAGGAAAAAAACCUGGAACAUCUGAGACAGUUUGGAGGUGUCGAAGCAGUUGCUGCAGCCCUUGAAACUGAUGUGGAGAAUGGAAUCAGUGAUGAUGCUGAAGAUGUUGCAUCUCGUUCCAAUAUAUUUGGAUCAAACACAUACCUGAAAACACCUCCAAAGAGCCUCUUCCAUUUCUUGUUAGAUGCUUUCAGGGACACCAUAAUUCUCAUCCUCUUGGGCUGUGCCGUUCUGUCUCUUGUGUUUGGCAUCAGAGAAAAUGGAUGGAAAAAUGGAUGGUACGAUGGUGGUAGUAUAUUUGUUGCUGUCUUUAUAGUUAUUACUGUCUCAGCCUUCAGUAACUUCAGGCAAUCAAGACAAUUCGAGAAGCUGUCCUGCAUUACCAAUAACAUCCAAAUCAAUGUCAUCAGGAGUGGAAGGCGGAGGCAGAUUUCCAUCUUCGACAUUGUUGUAGGAGACAUUGUGUGUCUCAAAAUUGGGGAUCAGAUUCCAGCAGAUGGGCUCUUCCUAGAUGGCCAUUCUUUACAAGUUAAUGAGUCUAGCUUGACAGGGGAGAGUGACCAUGUUGAAGUUGAUGGCAGCAGAAACCCAUUCCUCAUCUCUGGUGCCAAGGUGGCUGAUGGGUAUGGACGCAUGCUGGCUACCUCCGUCGGCAUGAACACAUCAUGGGGUGAGAUGAUGAGCUCUAUAAACCGCGACUCUAACGAGCAGACACCAUUACAAGAGCGGCUUGACAAAUUAACCUUGUCCAUAGGGAAGGUUGGUUUGGCAGUUGCAUUCCUUGUUCUUGUAGUGUUGUUGGUUCGUUAUUUCACCAGGAAUACGGAAGAUGAAUAUGGAAAUCGAGAGUUCAAUGGCAGCAAGACGAAGAUCGAUGACAUGUUGAAUGCUGUGGUUCGUAUCAUUUCAGACGCAGUCACCAUCGUGGUGGUGGCGAUUCCAGAAGGAUUGCCUCUGGCUGUCACACUCACUCUUGCUUAUUCCAUGAAAAGAAUGAUGGCAGAUCAAGCAAUGGUCAGAAAGCUCAUGGCCUGUGAGACAAUGGGCUCCACCACCACCAUCUGUACUGAUAAAACGGGCACUCUCACCAUGAAUCAAAUGAAGGUGACCGAGUUUUGGCUUGGUCAAGAUGCCAUAAAAGAUUAUGCUUCCCCAGCAAUUUCUUCUGUUAUUCUUAACUUGCUCCACCAGGGAGCUGGUCUGAACUCCACUGGAGCCGUUUAUAAACCCCACUCAGGAGCAGUGCCUGAGUUCUCUGGUAGCCCAACUGAGAAAGCCAUUCUAUCUUGGGCUAUGCUAGAAUUGAAUAUGGACAUCGAGGUGCUGAAGAAGACUUGUACCGUUCUUCAGGUAGAAGCCUUCAAUUCAGAAAAGAAGCGCAGUGGUCUUAUGAUGAAGAAGAUUGGCGAGAAAAUGAUCCAUAUACAUUGGAAAGGAGCUGCUGAGAUGAUACUCGCAAUGUGUUCCAGCUACUAUGACAGAAAAGGAAGCUUGAAAUUCAUGGGUGAAAAUGAAAGGAAGAAGUUGGAACAGAUAAUUCAAAGUAUGGCAGAAAACAGUCUCCGAUGCAUUGCUUUCGCUCACAAAGAGAUCACUGAAGAAGAGUUGGAGUACAGAGAAGAUAGAAAGAUUCAUGAAAAGCUACGUGAAGAAGGUUUAACCUUGUUGGGGUUAGUGGGUCUGAAGGACCCAUGUCGACCAGGGGUAAGAAAUGCUGUGGUAGCUUGCAAAGAUGCGGGAGUGCACAUCAAAAUGAUCACUGGAGACAACAUUUUCACUGCAAGGGCAAUAGCCAUUGAAUGUGGGAUACUCGAUCCGAAUCAAGUCCCUGUUAAUGGAGAGGUCGUGGAAGGUUUGGAAUUUCGAAAUUACACACCGGAAGAAAGGAUGGAGAAUGUUGAUAGAAUCCGUGUGAUGGCAAGGUCGUCCCCAUUUGACAAGCUAUUGAUGGUACAAUGCUUGAAGCAGAAAGGCCAUGUGGUAGCAGUCACCGGUGAUGGCACAAAUGAUGCGCCAGCAUUGAAAGAGGCUGAUAUUGGACUUUCUAUGGGGAUUCAAGGAACUGAAGUGGCCAAGGAGAGUUCGGAUAUUGUCAUCUUGGAUGAUAAUUUUGCAUCCGUGGCCACGGUUUUAAUGUGGGGGAGAUGUGUCUAUAACAACAUCCAAAAAUUUAUUCAGUUCCAACUCACUGUGAAUGUUGCUGCUCUUGUGAUCAACUUAGUUGCAUCAAUAUCUGCUGGCAAAGUUCCACUAACAGCAGUUCAAUUGCUGUGGGUGAACCUGAUCAUGGACACCUUGGGUGCUUUGGCUCUUGCAACUGAGCGACCCACAAAGGAGCUAAUGGAGAAGCCACCAGUGGGUCGGACCGAACCACUUAUAACCAAUGUCAUGUGGAGGAAUCUCAUGGCUCAAGCUCUAUAUCAGGUAUCUAUCCUCUUGACCCUACAGUUCAGAGGUGAGUCUAUCUUCUCUGUGGAUACAAAGGUUAAUGACACCCUGAUCUUCAACACUUUUGUGCUAUGCCAAGUGUUCAAUGAAUUCAAUGCAAGGAAACUAGAGAAGAAGAACGUCUUCAAGGGAAUACACAAGAACAAGUUAUUUCUAGGGAUAGUAGGGAUAACAAUUAUUCUUCAAGUAGUGAUGGUUGAAUUUCUGAAGAGGUUUGCAAAUACAGAACAGUUAGAUUGGAGGAAAUGGUGUGUGUGCAUUGGCCUUGCAGCCAUAUCUUGGCCAAUUGGGUGGGUCGUAAAGUGUAUACCAGUUCCAGAGAAACCAUUUCUAAGUUUUCUCCAGUGAGAGGACAACAAUAACAAAUAUAGUUAAUGGUUAUUCUGGUGCAUCAUAUAAUUCUUUACUAUGUAAGGGUGCUUUUCUCCCAUUGUAUUCUUUGAACUUCAGGUAAAAUAUCAGUUUCAUAUGAGAAAAGACUAUAAUAAUUCUCGACUUGGAUAAACAAUGCAAUGCUAUUUGGCAACUGUAUUCUUCAAUUACUAUACUGUAUGAUGAUUCUCAAUGUGCAAUGCACGCACAACAUUCCCUCCAAUCAAACCUCUUCUUAUUACAUGAUUCCAAAAUGUGUUUGACACAGAUUUGAUGAAAGGUUUUCUUGGCCAGGUAAUGCUUGCAAUGUUAUCACUAGGCAUAAUUCAGUAUUAUGAUUUUGU
Molecule: messenger RNA, 3573 nt
Organism: Macadamia integrifolia
Lineage: Eukaryota; Viridiplantae; Streptophyta; Magnoliopsida; Proteales; Proteaceae
Product: putative calcium-transporting ATPase 13, plasma membrane-type
Exons: 1
Coding region: 137-3205 (1022 amino acids)
Biological process (GO): calcium ion transmembrane transport
Cellular component (GO): intracellular membrane-bounded organelle; membrane
Molecular function (GO): ATP binding; P-type calcium transporter activity; ATP hydrolysis activity
Source: RefSeq, a predicted model, not a curated record